Messenger RNA from Pyricularia grisea, 669 nucleotides. RefSeq lists its product as uncharacterized. Lineage: Eukaryota; Fungi; Ascomycota; Sordariomycetes; Magnaporthales; Pyriculariaceae. The transcript has a single exon. The coding region runs from base 1 to 669 and encodes 222 amino acids. The record is from RefSeq and is a predicted model, not a curated record.
AUGUUGUCACUGCUCGAAAACCUGCAAAACAGCAGCUGUCCUGGAAAUGCAAACACCCGGCAGGAUAAAAGCUCCAUGGGCAGUGAAACUCCAAGCACGAAUUGCCCAGCGGCUAAAAAGAGACCAGGCUCAUUAGGAGAUGCAUCCGGAAGCGAACAGUCAGGCUCCAAUGUGUACUCCUCUCCAGUGACAGGUCGUUCCAUUAUCCGAGACCCCGGCCCCCGAAACCCCGACUGGCGAUGGCAAGCACGACAGAUGGAGGAUGAGACUAAACCGGACUGCAGUCGGCAUUCCGAGGAAUCAAGCAGCCGGAGCCAAAGAUCCAGCCGCCGCGAGUCGACAGCCCACCCCGAGGACGACGCCGACACCAUCGACGUGUACUGGCACAACCUAGCCGCGGACCACGAGGACAGUCCCGGGAUAUUCAUCGGCAUGAGGGACCUGUACGCGGGCAGCGUGGACGACUACCUCCGCGGCAUGUCGAGGUUCCUGAAUCGGACGGCCGGGGUGCUCCGUCUGCACUCGGUCAGCAUCUUCCCGCGGUCCGCCGUCGUGGUCGUUGACACGCAGUUGACGGCUCUAUAUGUGCGCGCUGCGAUGAGGUACUCGGGCAUGUCUCCGCCGAAUCUCUAUCACAUCCCCGGCUUUCCUGCUGCGGGAAGAACCUAA